AGAUCAAUAUCUGCCCUCUCCGAGGUCUUUACAAGCUCUGUGGCAAUCUGUUUAAUCUGGUCUUUUCCUCCGGAAUCACCGAGACUAAAGCUUAACCAUGCUGGCAACCAGGACCUUGCUGUCAAAACAGACCCUGACCGUUCUUUCUCGUCAGCCUGCCUGCUUCGUGCACCAGGGGGAUCACGGCAACUGGGGGAACACCAAAGUUGCUCUGGUUUUCUCAGGAUGUGGAUGGUGGGAUGGAACUGACGUCCAUGAAGGAGUGUACACCAUGUACCACCUGAGCAGGAACGGCGCCCGCUUUCGGAUGUUCGCUCCAAACCAGCAGCAGAUGCACGUGAUUGACCACAUGAAGAAGCAGCCGCUCUCAGGCGACAACCGGAACGUGAUGAUGGAGUCGGCUCGCUUCAGUCACGGCCAGGGAAAGAGACAAAUGCAGGACCUUUCCACGCUGGACGUCAGCAAAUUCGACGCCGUCAUCUUCCCUGGAGGCCACGGCAUCAUCAAGAACCUAUCUUCUUUUAUGAAGGAUGGCAAAGACUGCAAGCUGCAUAACGACGUGGAGAGAGUGCUUAAAGAGUUCCACCGUUCACGCAAGCCUAUCGGCCUGGCCAGCAUGGCUCCGGUGCUGGCCUGCCGCGUGUUGCCCAGCAUCGAGGUGACCAUGGGAUAUGAGCGGGACGAAAACACCCGCUGGGGGAACUGGCCUCAGACCAACAUGGUGGAGGCUGUGAAGGGCAUGGGUGCCCGCCACGUCGUCCGUGAGCCAUACGAAGCCUAUGUGGAUGAGAAGAACAAAGUGGUCAGCACUCCGUCCUUCAUGUGGGAGACAGACUAUCACUAUCACUAUAUAUCCGAUGGGAUCGGAAAUAUGGUCAAACAUGUGUUGCGUUUGUCCACCAAGUGAAAAGCAUUCAUGAAUGCACGGCAUUCGCCUCUACACUGUGAUGAAAUCUUACCUGAAAUAAUAAAGAUGCUCUAGUUGAAAUGCAAA
Molecule: messenger RNA, 994 nt
Organism: Fundulus heteroclitus (mummichog)
Lineage: Eukaryota; Metazoa; Chordata; Actinopteri; Cyprinodontiformes; Fundulidae
Gene: gatd3l
Product: es1 protein
Exons: 7
Coding region: 98-907 (269 amino acids)
Cellular component (GO): mitochondrion
Source: RefSeq, a predicted model, not a curated record